Trichoderma virens Gv29-8 is the source of this 693-nucleotide messenger RNA. RefSeq lists its product as uncharacterized. Bases 1 to 693 code for a protein of 230 amino acids. The transcript is spliced from 2 exons. The record is from RefSeq and is a predicted model, not a curated record. Lineage: Eukaryota; Fungi; Ascomycota; Sordariomycetes; Hypocreales; Hypocreaceae.
AUGUCCACCUCACGUAUGCUAGAAGAAGGAAAAGCGAGGAUAGACGAAGCAUUGCAAAAAGGUUACGCACCAUCACAUUUCGCCCACAAUCUGGAACUCAUCAUGGUCGAGGAUAACCGAAGUUCUGCCUCACUAUCCAUGCGUUCUAAGAUUGCUAGCACACGAGAGCGCGCGGCAGCAUUGCGCACCCUUAAUCCGUUGACUCUGGUGUGGUGGGCCAUUGCUUUCCCCAUGAGGCAAUGGUCUGGUGGUAGGAAAAUGAGUACAUUUGCUUUUGACUCGCUUCUUCGAAUGGUAUGCAGCGAAACGAUAUUCGCAUAUGAGCUCCUCCCGAUAGUAAGGGAUGAUCUCUACGGCUUGCGGUUGAAAUAUCCUCUCUGCGAGGUAUUGCAGAAUUUCCUGAAUUGUAGCGUUGUGCCUGGCUCACCUGUGCUGGGGUUUUCCAAUCCGGACGAGUACAUUCAGCUCACUGGCGUCAGGCAAAACAGUCUAGACAAACUGCCUGACCUCCUACGAAGCGGUUUGAAGGAAUCUCGCAGAUUUCAAAUGGACAAGCAUAACCAGUCCACGAUAUGCACCGCUAUUGACAUAUUUGUACCCACGGAUCCUGUCAACCAAGACGCAUAUGCUGUUAUACCAAUCGGCUCCACCGACGUAUGGAACAUACUACAAGAACUUGGUAUAGUUGAAUAA